UUGGCAAUUUUCAAAAUGGCGUUGUAUUCACCCAGUAGGUGAGGUGAGCGAUUGGUAAGUUUUUUUCCUCGUCACCGGACUCUGUGGACGCGUUCGUCGGCUAUUGUUUGGCUUCGUGAACUUUUUACGGAUCGCGCGCGCCGGCGCGUGCCUAGGAAAAGUGUUUCGCCGCAUCGUGCAAAAUUUGGAUGCGUUUUUCGCCCUGGUUUUGUUACUCUUUCGAAGCCUAAAUCCCAGUGGCAUCUUUCCGAGAUACGUGCUAAGCCUAAAAGCCUGCAUACUUAACCCUAAAACAAUUUAAAUUUUUCGCCUGGCGGCCUUGCAUCGGCGGAGCGGCCGGACAAGACCGGCCAGCAUCGUGCUUUUGCGCGACGUUCCGUGUCAAAGUGGCGAGACCCGGAGGCCGGGCUUGUGUGCUGAGCCGUGGUCGGUCUCGCAGGAGACCAGGGAUGUGAUCGGCGGCGCGACAGUUCCAGCGACGAAGAGCGGAGAAGUCAGCGCUCGACGUCGUUCCACAGACGACGAGUAUGGCGGAUACGAGAAGACGCGUCAAGUUGUACGCCUUGAACGCCGAUCGCCAGUGGGAUGACCGCGGCACGGGACAUGUGUCCUCUUCGUACGUCGAGAGGCUCAAGGCUAUGUCCCUUCUCGUGCGGGCCGAAUCCGACGGCUCGUUACUCUUGGAAUCAAAAAUACAGCAGGACACGGCCUACCAGAAGCAACAGGAGACGUUGAUCGUGUGGUCAGAAGGUGACAAUUAUGACCUAGCUCUGAGCUUUCAGGAGAAGGCGGGCUGCGACGAGAUAUGGGAGAAAAUUUGUCAGGUGCAGGGCAAGGACCCCUCGGUGGACAUCACCCAGGACGUGGUGGAGUCCGAGGAUGAGCACCUGGAGGAGGUGGGGGACGGCAUGCCCCCCGUGGAGCUGCCCCCUUGCGAGACCCAGCGGCUGGGCGAGGUGGCCAGCCUGGUGCAAAGCUGCCUGCCUUCCCCCGUACGACGGGACAAACUGGCCACCGCCCUGGAGGAGCAGGACUACAUACGGCGCCUGCUGCCCGUCUUCCACACCUGCGAGGACCUCGACUACCGGGAGGGUUUGUACCAACUGUACGACAUCUUCAAGGGCAUCUUCUUAUUGAACAAGAAUGCACUGUUUGACGCCAUGUUUGCCGAGGACGCCAUCCUGGACGUCGUUGGCAUUCUGGAGUACGAACCAGGGUGUCCAGCAGGCCAGAGGCGGCGGCAUAGGGACUACCUUCGGCAGGUGUCGAGAUUUAGGGAGGUGAUACCCCUGGGGAACCCCGAGCUGCUAGCCAAGAUCCACCAGACGUACCGGGUGCAGUACAUCCAGGAUGUGGUGCUGCCCACACCAUCAGUCUUUGAGGAGAACAUGCUCUCCACCCUCUCAUCAUUCAUCUUCUUCAACAAGGCCGACAUUGUCUCUAUGCUUCAGGAGGACGAAAAGUUCCUGAGCGAACUUUUUGCCCAGCUGACGGACGAGGCGACAGACGAUGACAAGCGACGAGACCUUGUGCUUUUCCUCAAGGAGUUUUGUACAUUUUCACAAACGCUACAGCCGCAGUGUAGAGAAUCAUUUUUUAAGACACUAUCAAGUUUAGGUAUUCUACAAGCAUUGGAAAUUACUUUGGGCAUGGAGGACGUGGUGAUCAAGACGGCCUCCAUCGACAUCCUCUCCUACUUAGUGGACUACAGUCCGUCCAUGGUGCGCGAAUACGCAUUCCAGCAGUCCAACGUGCAGGACGACGAUCAACUACUGAUCAACAUCAUCAUUGAACAGAUGAUCUGUGAUCCAGACCCAGACCUUGGGGGUGCGGUGCAGCUUUCGGGCAUCUUGCGGUUAUUGCUUGACCCCGAGAACAUGCUUUCGCUCGACACUAAGUCUGAGUUUCUGAGCUUCUUCUACAAGCACUGUAUGCAUGUGCUUAUAGCCCCAGUACUUGCCAAUACCACCGGCGAAGCGCCCAGCAAAGAGACGAGCCAAACGGCACAGCUGCUGAGCCUGAUAGUGGAGCUUCUGUCGUUCUGCGUGGAGCACCACUCGUACCACGUCAAGAACUACGUCCUGCACAAGGACCUGCUUCGAAGGGUGCUCAUCCUCAUGCGCUCCAAGUUCACGUUCCUUGUGCUGUGCGCGCUGCGCUUCCUACGGCGCAUUGUGGGCCUGAAGGACGAGUUCUACAACCGCUACAUUGUCAAUGGGAACCUGUUCCAGCCUGUGGUGGACGUCUUCCGGCAAAACAAUGGCCGCUACAACCUCCUCGAUUCGGCUGUGCUCGAGCUGUUCGAGUUCAUCCGAGUGGACGAUGUGAAGACCCUGUGCAUAUACGUGGUCGAGCGUUUCGGCAAGAUCCUCGAAAAGGUGGACUACGUGCAGACGUUCAAGUCACUGCGGCUCCGCUACGAGCAGCACCAGGAACGGAACCGCGACCGGCCCACCCUGGAAGGCAGCAUCCUUCGCAGCGCAGGCGGCGGAGGUGGGGGCAUACCCGGAGCGGCCCUGGGCCCCGCCGUGGUGGGACCGGGCGCCCUCGGAGCGUCGGCCCGGUUUCGGCGCGACCCGCGGCAGCUGGAAGAGGACGAAGAGAUGUGGUUCAACGAGGAGGAAGAGGAAGAAGAGGAGCUGGAAGGGCCUCCGGGAACCGUGGCGCCGGCCGACAGUUUCAGCCGCCGCCUGGACGCCGAGUUCGACCAGCUGGGAAAGAUCCUUGACAAGAAAGCGCAAGAAAGAGAGGGCAAAGAGAAUGUGCGCACCUUGAACCGGUCGGGGUCACCUGUUCUGAACAACAGUGCUGGACGGCGGAGCCCUUCUAAUCCAGCUGGACCUCUGAGCCCCACUACGGUGGUGGAGGUCAAAUCCCCCACGGGACCCCUUCAGCAGCGAAAGGGUGGCCUCGUCGACUACCCCGACGAAGACUCCGACGAGGAGGAAGAGGAAGAGGACGACGGCAGCAUGACCACGGGCGGUCUUCCUUCACCGAAGCGGGCACGACUGUCAUCUUAGCGCCCGCCAAUGGUGCCCUGCCUCCCGCCCCAGACACUGCUGCAACACGCGCGUGCAUCUUCUCGUCCAUCCAUCCCCUUCACCACGAAGCGCCCCCCUCAUCCUGCUAUGCGGCAGCACGAUUUCCCCCCAAACACAGUGGACAACGUCACCAUCGGCUUCGUCGCCCGGGCAGUAGCAACGUUCUUCGCCAUCGCCGAGGUCGUGGGCUUCGUUUCCCAUCAUCACCACUUGCUGCCCUGGGCAGACGCAAGAAACUGCGCAGCGGCGGAACGCUGCCCCAAAGGCUCACGCGCCAGUCGUGACAACUUCAAAAACGCCGACGCGGCGACGCACCCCAUCUUCUUUUGUUUUGUUUCGUUCGGUGUCCGCUGCAGCGACUUCUUUUUCUAUAGACCUAGCACAGCGGGAGAUGUGCUUCAAGGGGAGAAAAAGCGUGCGAAGGACAUAUAGUAGUGCCACUACCUUAUUUUGCCGUAUCGUGCUGCUGCCUCUGCGUUUGAAGAUCUCUUCUCCUAUCUUCUCCCCCCUCUCCACCAUAUUUUUUUCCCCCCAAUCACGAUUCUCCUCUUCGCCACUGAGACGUUCGCAUCACCACCGUUUGCCCUUUCUCGAGACCAUCUCCCGGCACCUGCCAUCUGCAUUCUACCUUCUCUGUACAUAGUUAUACAUAAACGAUAGAUAUAUAUAUAUAUGUGUACACAUAAGCACCGUACAUGCAUAUAUAUAUAUAUGUGUGUAUACAUACACAAAUUUAUAUAUAUAUUAUAAAUAUAUAUAAAGGGUGUGUAUCAAAAAACAUCAACUGAACGUUUAAGCUUGGGAAACUGUAAAAAAAAAUGCAACGACUGUAGUUUGCUCUGGCAGCCUGGAACAAAGUGGUGAAACGAAUGUUUGUAGCUAUGAAUUUUUUUUUUCUUGAGUUCUGAAAAAAUGCCGUGGCAUGAAGCCAACGCUCUGGGAAGUCACUGGUGAUUCAUCGUCAUUUUUCACACCAUGCCGUUUCGCGCGAGUCUCUCGGUUGUAUCUCUCGCCUCUGUCCGGGGUUCGUUUUCCGGACAAUACAUCAUCUAGCGUCGCCGUAUGCUUCGAUUUUGCAAUUUUUGCAACCUUGUGCAGUAGCAGUACAUUUCCUUUGUGUUUGUUUGUUUCGGCCCCUCUCAUCUCUCCUCCUUCCCAUAGUUCAUUUUGCAUAGACUGUUCCCCCCUCCCCUUGUUUCUUGUACAUCUAUCUACUCAUGCGUGGCCCACCAUUUCUAGUUGUAUGUCUAGAAUGCAUUUCCUUUCUCCAAAAGAAAAAAAAAUGGAAAAAAAAUUAUAAUUGAAGCGAGCCUGCGUUUUUGUUGUUUGUUGAUUUCCAUCCCAAACAGGGAUGGGGGUAUAAAAAUUGUGUGGCUUUGGUUUGCUUUCGGGGGGGGAAGAAUGGAAUCAUUUUUUUUUUUCUUUGCCCAAAGGACCAGCUACGAUCGUUGUUUUGUUUUUCGGCAAAGAGCACGUUGAUUGAACAAGUGGUCUGCAAGAAGAAGAAUGAGCAAGUUGUGCGGCGACAGCAAAAGCCGAGCUUCAUGCCUCGUCAGGGGUUCACGUGUGCAAAACAGCCGGAGCAUGUGUGUCUUUGUGAAGGAAAACAAAGGAUUUAAAAAAAGACAUGAAAAACUACGAGGCGCGGGAGAAAAAAAAAAGGCCUCGUCUCUACGUGGUGCGUGCGCGAAAAGCCGUCGUUCUCACAUUGUCAGUGCAACGCGAUAUUUUAUUAUUUUUUUUUAUUUGUGACAGAUUUGACUGCCAAGUGACUGCCGCAGCUGGCAACUCACCGACCAACUUGACAUUGGUGCAUUUUUUUUUUCUUCUCGCGUCCCUCCCCCUUUCUUCUUUUUUUUUUUUUUUUUCCCCAAGCCCAUAAAGACGCCACUUCCUGCCAUGCUGAGUCAGAGAAGUUGUGUCUCUGUAGAGUAUAUUCCUCCCUUGGUGUUGAUUUUCUUUUUAUUAUAAUAAAAACCAGUUGUUUCAGCUGUG
Rhipicephalus sanguineus (brown dog tick) is the source of this 5036-nucleotide messenger RNA. Its product is annotated as serine/threonine-protein phosphatase 4 regulatory subunit 3. Bases 528 to 3020 code for a protein of 830 amino acids. Gene Ontology annotation, biological process: protein dephosphorylation; DNA damage response. Gene Ontology annotation, cellular component: protein phosphatase 4 complex; nucleoplasm. The record is from RefSeq and is a predicted model, not a curated record. Gene Ontology annotation, molecular function: protein phosphatase activator activity. NCBI's taxonomy places the organism in Eukaryota, Metazoa, Arthropoda, Arachnida, Ixodida, Ixodidae. The transcript has 17 exons.